AUGACCAUGUCCGGCAUGAAGCGUAUCUCCUUGUUGCUACUCAAGCUACUACUCUCUCUUGGCCUUAGCGUGGCACCACCCUUCAUUGCCGGCGAUGAGCACCAGUUCAGCUACUCCGGCUUUUCCAACACUAGCCUCACCCUCGACGGCGCGGCCUCGGUCACGCCCAACGGGUUACUUAUGCUUACCAACGGCACGUCCCGGAGCAUGGGCCGCGCAUUCUAUCCUGACCCGCUGCGCUUCCGCAAUUCAUCCAACGAGGCUGUACAAUCCUUCUCCGUUUCGUUCAUCUUCGCCAUGGUCUCCAUCUACAAGGACUUGAGCAGCAAUGGAAUCGCCAUGUUCAUUGCGCCGAGCAAGAAUUUGUCCACGGCGAUGCGGAUGCAGUACUUGGGACUUCUCAGCAAUCAGAAUGAUGGCAAUCAGACAAACCACAUCUUCGCAAUCGAGCUAGACACCUUCCAGAACUGGGAGCUCCAAGACAUGAAUGACAACCAUGUUGGUAUUGACGUCAACAGUCUCCGCUCCAUACAAUCCCAUGAUGCCGGUUUCUACCAUGACAAGAAUGGCACCUUCCAGAGUUUGAGUCUCGAUAGCCAAGAGGUGAUGCAGGUGUGGGUGGACUACCAUGGAGAGAAGAUGCAGAUUGAUGCCACCAUGGCUCCUCUCGGCAUGGCCAAGCCUACAAGACCAAUAGUAUCAGCCAACUACAACCUCUCAAGCGUGCUCACAGAUGUGGCAUACAUCGGCUUCUCAUCUGCAGAAGGCAAGAUAACGAAGCACUAUGUGCUCGGUUGGAGUUUUGGCAUGAACAGUCCUGCUCCAGCUAUCAAUCUCACCAUGCUGCCAAAACUACCUCUUGAUCCUCAUACCAAGGAUCGACGUCGUCUACCAGUAUUGCAGAUCAUUCUACCACUUGCAACAGCAGCACUCAUCCUGUCUGUGGCUGCCGUUAUUUCCCUGCUUGUGCGGAGGCAUUUCAGGUAUGCAGAAGUACGUGACGACUGGGAGGUCGAAUUCGGCCCACACCGCUUCUCGUACAAGGAUUUGUUCCGUGCAACAGAAGGAUUUGACAACAAAAACCUCCUAGGGGCCGGAGGAUUUGGAAGAGUAUACAGAGGAGAGCUGCCAAGCUCCAAACUAAGGAUAGCUGUGAAGAGGGUGUUGCACGACUCCAGGCAAGGCAUGAAGGAAUUCAUUGCAGAAAUUGUCAGCAUUGGCCGCCUUCAGAAUCCAAAUCUUGUGCACUUGCUUGGCUAUUGCAGACGUCAAGGUGAGCUCCUGUUAGUGUAUGAGUACAUGCCCAAAGGAAGCCUCGAUAAGUACUUGUAUGGUGAAGUGGACAACUCCACAUUAAGUUGGGACCAAAGGAUUUGGAUCAUUAGGGGCAUCGCAUCUGCACUGAUUUAUCUCCACGAGGAGUGGGAGAAGGUAGUUGUCCACCGAGACAUCAAGGCAAGCAAUGUGCUCCUCGAUGAUGAGUUGAAUGCACGGUUGGGUGAUUUCGGUCUAGCAAGGUUGUAUGAUCAUGGCGUUGAGCAAGGAACUACUCGUGUUGCUGGCACCAUUGGAUACAUUGCUCCGGAGCUAGCACGCACGGGCAAGGGUACUCCUCUUACCGACGUAUUUGCCUUUGGUGUAUUUAUUCUGGAGGUCACUUGUGGACAAAGACCUAUCAUGCAGAGCACACAAGAUGAGCUGGUCAUGUUGGUUGAUUGGGCGCUUGAGCAUGUGCAACAAGGGUCACUAGAUGAUGCAAUAGAUAUAAGACUUAAAGGGCAGUACAAUGUCAGCGAGGCACAUCUGGCACUGAAGCUAGGACUACUGUGCUCACACCCAUUUGCAUGUGCAAGGCCUAGCAUGCGGCAAGUGAUCCAAUACCUAGAUGGGCAUAUUGAACCACCAGAGCUACCAGCACACCAGAGCUUCCAAGCACUGGCCUUGAUGCAAAAUGAAGGAUUCGAUUCAUACAUCAGGUCAUAUCCUUCAUCAAAGAGUGUUGGCACAAUGUCAAGCAUUUCAGGAGGAAGAUGA
Molecule: messenger RNA, 2034 nt
Organism: Triticum urartu
Lineage: Eukaryota; Viridiplantae; Streptophyta; Magnoliopsida; Poales; Poaceae
Product: L-type lectin-domain containing receptor kinase SIT2-like
Biological process (GO): protein phosphorylation
Molecular function (GO): protein kinase activity; carbohydrate binding; ATP binding
Source: RefSeq, a predicted model, not a curated record